Messenger RNA from Ailuropoda melanoleuca (giant panda), 1664 nucleotides. It is a transcript of the gene BGLAP, whose product is annotated as bone gamma-carboxyglutamate protein. Gene Ontology annotation, molecular function: calcium ion binding; hydroxyapatite binding; structural constituent of bone. The transcript has 4 exons. Gene Ontology annotation, biological process: response to vitamin K; regulation of cellular response to insulin stimulus; bone development. The coding region runs from base 1228 to 1530 and encodes 100 amino acids. NCBI's taxonomy places the organism in Eukaryota, Metazoa, Chordata, Mammalia, Carnivora, Ursidae. Gene Ontology annotation, cellular component: extracellular region. The record is from RefSeq and is a predicted model, not a curated record.
GGGGGGCAGCGACGCCCCUCGUCACAGAGACCGGGACCCCUAGGUUGCCCCCUUUUUCUGCUGCUCGGGUUCAUUAUGAGAAUGGCCCCAGGUGGCCUCCCUUGGGACUGGCAGCCGGUGAGCGCACGCGCACACAUGGGCGCUUCCUCUGACCGCAGUGCGCGGAUCGGUACGAGCGGGCGCAAAACUGUUUUCCCUGGACAGGGCCUCGCCCAGGGAGGCUUGGUGGGGUCUGUCUGGGGGCCCUGGGGACACUCGGGCAGAUAUCAGGGGGGCCCUUGCUGGGCCCCUCCUGCCCUGGCCUGAGCCCAGUGGGGCUGCGGCCUUCACCCUGGGCGACAAGGCCGUGCGUGAGGGCACUGCCUCCUCUCCGGGCUGGGCUGAGGCAGACGUGGCCCUCGGGUGCACCGGGGUUUCGAGCUGGAUGUCCGUGUCCUGGAAGACGGGUCCCUGCGGCUGUUCACCCUGAGGAGGGCCCCGGCACAGGAGGGUCAGAGGGUCAAGAGCAGAGGCACGCUCCUCUCCCUGCUUCCCACGGGCCCUGCCUCUCCCCCUGCGGGGGCACCAGGGAGAGGCUCUCCACCACCCCAGACAGAAGAGCUGUCUUCAUCUGAUGGCCCACCUCUGCUGGUUUGGGGUUUCCUGUCCUGACGCAGAGGCCGAGCCGCACCCCCCCCCCCCCCCCCCCCCCCCCCCGCACCGGGUCUGCCGCUGAGGUCCCGCAGGGGCGGAGCGCCUCGGGGUGAACGAGGGCAUGGAGGGCCUCGCUGCCUCAGGCCCUUCCCUCCCUGGGGUUUGGCUCCUGCCCUUGGGGCCGACAGUGCAAAUCACAGCCUUCCAGAGGCAGCCCAGCUCUGCCGGACUCUAUUUUAGACCUGGAGCCCCCCAUUCUCCGCAGGCUCCCCUCCCACCCCGCCUGGCCUGCCCCACUGGGCUGGAGCUGGGGGCUUGGGGUGCACCCUGCCGGGACGCCGAGCCUGCCCAGGCAGCUCCGGUUCCAACCACAACAUCCUUUGGGGUUUGGCCCUCAGAGCGGGGGCGGACGACUCCCAAACAGCCCUGGCAGAUCCCCCGUGUCCCGCCCACGACACGGUGGGCCCCCCUUCCCCCGCAGCACAACCUGGAUAUAAACCACGCUGGCGGCCGUGAGAGGCAGACCGACCAGCUGAGGUCCAGCAGCAGCCCCGGCAGCUGCGCACCGACACCCACAGACAGGACAGACCCGCCAUGAGACACGUGACAGUUCUCGCCCUGCUGGCCCUGGCCGCGCUCUGCCUGGCUGGCCCAGCAGGUGCAAAGCCCAGCGGUGUGGAGUCCCACAGAGGUGCAGCCUUCGUGUCCAGGCGGGAGGGCAGCGAGGUGGUGAGGAGGCCCCGACGCUACCUGGACUCCGGGCUGGGGGCCCCAGCCCCCUACCCGGAUCCCCUGGAGCCCAAGAGGGAAGUAUGUGAGCUCAACCCCAACUGCGACGAGCUGGCGGACCACAUCGGCUUCCAGGACGCCUACCGGCGCUUCUACGGCCCCGUCUAGAGCGGGCAGCCCCUCUGGCCCUGCUGACAGCGCCGCCCCCCGCCGCCGCUCCCCUCCCCUCCCCUUGCCCCCCCGCCCCGCAAGUGUGGGGUCCCCAUCACCCCAGCUGGUCCAGAAUAAAGGCCGGCAGAGGA